Molecule: messenger RNA, 716 nt
Organism: Notothenia coriiceps (black rockcod)
Lineage: Eukaryota; Metazoa; Chordata; Actinopteri; Perciformes; Nototheniidae
Gene: slc49a3
Product: solute carrier family 49 member 3
Exons: 4
Coding region: 118-693 (191 amino acids)
Biological process (GO): transmembrane transport
Cellular component (GO): membrane
Molecular function (GO): transmembrane transporter activity
Source: RefSeq, a predicted model, not a curated record
CAUUCUGUCUUGAAACCGUCCGAGGUGAUUCAAAAUGUUUAUUCUGUUGGAGCAUUUUGACCGUUCUUCCUGUUCUUCCUGUUCUCCGUGCAGCUGAUCCUCGGUGCGUGGCUCAACAUGUUCGGGGGGCUGGUUCGAUUCCUCGGGACGGGGAUCUCCACUGACCCUGCUGACCGGUUUCCCUUAGUGAUGUUCGGCCAGACGCUCGCCGCCAUCGCUCAGCCGCUCGUCAUCUUCACCCCCGCCAAGAUGGCCGCUCUCUGGUUCCCCGACAACCAGCGCGCCACCGCCAACACCAUCGCCUCCAUGGCCAACCCUCUGGGCAUGCUGCUGGCCAGCAUCCUCUCUCCAUGGAUGACUCAAACAUCUAGAGACAUCCCCGACCUGCUGCUGGCCUAUGCGGUCCCGGCGUGCAUCAUCUGUUUCCUAGCAACAGUGGGGCUACGGAGCAGCUCCCCCCCCACGCCGCCGUCAGCCAGCGCCGAGUCCUCCGGCUCAGAGCCCUUCGUACAGGGCAUCAAACUGUUACUGAUGAACCGAGCCUACCUGGUUCUGAUGGUCUGCUUCGGGUCGGGCAUCGCCGCCUUCACCUGCUUCUCCACGCUGCUGGAGCAGAUCCUGUGUGUGCAGGGGUACUCCAACGUGAGUGCAAUGCAUCAUGGGGGAUUAAUGGGUGUUAGCUACACUAACUGAUAUCAAACGAGCAAGAAAAGCAG